CCGGUGACAAUUGAUCCAGCUUCGGUCGAUCCAGUACUUCUUUGGAGACAUGGCCAACAUCGUAUCGACUCAGUUUGGCAAAACGAGGCUGGUGAUCGAACUUACCAUGUUCGAGGUACGACCAAUUUAGUGACGUACCAUGAGCUUUAUCGGCCAUAUCUCGAAGCGGCUGGCUUGUUUAGUAUUUUGCCCCUGGUCCCUAUGAACUCCGAUGCGAGUUUGAUUACUUCGCUCGUAGAGCGGUGGCGACCCGAGUCCUCGACCUUCCAUUUACCGUUUGGUGAGGUCACGAUCACGUUAGAGGACGUUGUGACACUGUCCGGUCUGGCGAUCGACGGUGAUGCCGUCGUAGUUGACAUACCUCAUGAGGAAUGGUUGACGAUCUGUUUGAGACUGUUAGGACGGGUUCCGGCUUAUGUUUCAGGCGGUGUCGGUGUCGUUAGGACUGUUUGGCUGAGGGAUGAAUUCAGUCAUCUGCCGGGAAAUGCAUCCCAGGAGGUUACAGAGCAGUUUGCACGAGCUUAUGUUAUAUCUCUGAUGGGAGGUGUACUGUUCACAGAUCGGUCUGGAGCUACGGUGCACCUACAGUACCUACUUCUGGUUGAGGAUUGGCAGAGAGCUCGACGGUUCACCUGUGGAGCAGCUAUUUUAUCCUACCUAUACCGUGAGAUGGGUAGGUCUGCUUUGCACAUUACGCAUUCCUUCACUUCUCUAGGCGGUGACCUUGGUGGAUGGGUCGCCCUAGUGCAGCUCUGUGCGUGGGAGCGAUUCCCACAUAUGGCUCCGCGACAUUCAAAGACGAGGGCGCAGAUUUAUGAGGAUGCAUCCCCACGUGGUCUUCGAUGGCUUCCGGCCAACACUCAUCGGUAUGGUGACCAGCUAUUCCAGUACAAGCUGUGGUUUGACGAGAUGGACACCAUGGUGUGGCAACCAUACGUUGGGAGAGCACUUCAUCUCAGAGGUAGUGUGAUACAGUCUGAGACGUUUCGAGCAGUAGUGCCACUUAUAUGCUUUUCAUCGGUGAUGUGGCACCAUCUUGACCGCGUGCUCCGGCAGUUUGGCAUGAGGCAGCAUGAGCCUCAUCCGCCACAUUCCGAGGCUGAGGUUAGGUUUUUUCUUCGUCAGACUACUCGUGGGCCAUCGCGUGGGCAGCAGUUGGUACACCACUACAGAGAGUCGAUUGCUUUCUGGAACCGUCGACAAGAUUUCGUAGCGACGGCUCCAUAU
Linum tenue is the source of this 1227-nucleotide messenger RNA. Lineage: Eukaryota; Viridiplantae; Streptophyta; Magnoliopsida; Malpighiales; Linaceae. The record is from the annotation of a GenBank genome assembly.